Glossina fuscipes is the source of this 2441-nucleotide messenger RNA. Its product is annotated as ATP-binding cassette sub-family G member 5. Bases 331 to 2145 code for a protein of 604 amino acids. Gene Ontology annotation, molecular function: ATP binding; ATP hydrolysis activity; ABC-type transporter activity. The record is from RefSeq and is a predicted model, not a curated record. NCBI's taxonomy places the organism in Eukaryota, Metazoa, Arthropoda, Insecta, Diptera, Glossinidae. Gene Ontology annotation, cellular component: plasma membrane. The transcript is spliced from 11 exons.
UUACAUUUAGCAUUGUUUGAGUAUAGACGUGCUGUUGUUACCGUUACACGAGACGUUUCUAUUUAUCUUCUUUUUUUUUAUAUAUAUAUAUGUAAACAAUUCUCUCAUAUUUGCUCUAUGGUUCUUAAGUGAAACAAAAAAAAAAAAAAAAGAAAAGAAAAAUGCAACAGCGCUAAAGAAAAAGAAAAUUAUUUUGCUUGUCUAUGUAUUGAAAACAAAAGCCAUAAACAGUGAAUUAACUGAAAACUAAGAAAGUAUCUCGCAAUCCAAAACUCUGUCGAUAGAUAUAUAUAGAUAUAUAUAAAUAUAUAUAAAUAUAUAUAUUUGGUCAUGAAAAUGAUUGGCAGUGAUUAUGUGUUAGAAGCUCACAACAUCUAUCAUACCCGAGAGGUUGAUAGCGGCGGUUGUUUUAAUGGCGCUGGCAGCUCAGCUUUAGGGCUUAAAGGUGUCAACUUGACAGUGCACAGUGGUGAAGUGAUGGCCAUAUUGGGAUCUAAAGGCAGCGGCAAACGCGCCUUACUCGAUGUUAUCUCACGACGCGCUGAUGGCUCUACUCGAGGCCAAGUUCUAUUAAAUGGAUCGCCGUUAACUAAAGCAUUAUUUCAACAACGCUGCGGCUAUGUUACGCAAUCCUGUUCAUUUAUACCAGGUUUAACAGUUGCUCAAACCUUACAUUAUACUCCCACUAUUCUUUCUGGUUAUUUGAAAAGCUCAAAAGUUCGACAAGUAUUAGCUGAUUUAGCGCUUUCGCAAGUGGCUCAUAAACGUGUGGAAUAUUUGAAUAUAAGCGAAGCCAGACGUCUGGCCAUUGGUGUGCAAUUAGUUAGAGAUCCAGUAAUGCUACUUUUGGAUGAACCUACCCAAGGUUUGGAUCCUUUAAGUGCUUAUCUACUCAUUUCGAUACUUUCCAAUACGGCAAAGAAAACCGGUUGCGGUAUAUUGUUGUCACUCGAGAAACCGCGUUCAGAUGUGUUUCCUUUUUUGGAUCGCGCUUUAUUCCUUUGCCUGGGCGGUGUAGUGUAUUCAGGCGGUACGCGAGCGAUGUUGGAAUAUUUUCAUGGAAUUGGUUUUCCUUGUCCGCAACUAGAGAAUCCCUUAAUGUACUAUUUAUGCCUCUCAACGGUAGACAGAAGAAGUCGGGAUCGUUUUCUGGAAUCUAGCCAACAAAUCGAGGCUUUAGUGGAGAGAUUCUCAAGAGAAACACCCGUUUCAGAUGGCCCCUUAAAUAAUAUGGGCAGUGGAAAAGUUCCCUUGGCCUAUGGUAAACCAGGCGAAUUGAAAGUUUGGGUGAUGUUGUAUUUAAAAUUAUUAGCAUCAACUUUUUCUUGCGGUUUAACUGGCUUAAAGUCCUUGUUCAUGCGUUUGAUUUUGUUACCGUUAGCUAUGAGUUUAAUGUGGCUUUUCUACAAUAACGUUGGGGACGAUGCUCAUGGUUUCUUUAGUAAAAACGGCUUGAUUUUGAAUAUCAUUGGUUUAUCUUAUGGUUGCGGCAUUUUGGUGACGAUAACCUUAUUUCCUAUUUGGCGUAAACGUUUCGCCCAAGAUAUACCGGAAGGUUUGUAUUCUGGUGCCACUCUUCUGAUUGCUUACAAUUCUGUUUCUAUACCAUUUUCCAUAAUAUCCUCUGUUGUAGCUAGUUGCGUUAUAUAUCCAAUACUUCUUGAUCCGAAAUUUCCCAAUGGCAUCGUAUUUGCUUAUCUUUUGGUGGCCUUAUGGUCGAGUUUUGUAUUAGCUGAACAGUUAUGUAUCGCAUUUCUGUUAGUGGUUAAAGUACCUUUUAAUGUCGCCAUCACUGUUACUUAUAUUUUAGUUAUUUCUAUGGCUUUGGCUAGCGGUACAGUACGAUCUUUCAAAGGAUUACAGCCGUGGCUGCAGGAUAAUACUAAAGGUACUCACACUCGUUACGCCUCAUCUCUGUUGCAUAGCAUUGCUUUUCAGACACGGAAAAUGAAUUGUACGCCCACAGCGUCGGUUAUAUGUCCAAAGCCUGCAGAUUUCUUGCAUGAACGUCUAGGAUUAGCUGAUCCAGAUGAGACAAUCGAUAUUGCGGCGUCUUGUGCUUUUGCGAUAGGCUUGGCUGCCUUUAAUAUGUUGCUAUAUUUGUUCCCUAUGCCCAGAUGUGUUAAACAAAAGCUUAAAGACUGAAUGUGAAACUCAUUUAAUAUUUUAUUCUUUUAUUACAAUAACUUUUUUAAGUCCCUACAAAAUCUUUUGCAAAAUUGUGUUUAAUUUUUAAAGGGACUCUGUUAGGCUUUUUGUGUAAUUAGACGCGACAUUUUAAAAUAAUGUUAUGUCACUCUUAACAUGAAGCGUUGCGCUGUUCAGAAUGUCUUGUAAACUAUUGUGAAUUUGAUGUUAUAAUUCUUACUAAACUAGGAUCCAAAGAAUAGAACAAAAUGGUCCAAAUUUGGUAGAGUUCGUUUUUUCAUCACGUAGGAUCA